CACUCCCAUUGUGUCCUUUGUAUCUUUUAAAUUACCCCCUACUCCCUGAUGUUAUGUCUUUAACCUGUGAAGUUUGGUGUCGGUCCCUGCCCGUGGAGAAAAUGGUUCAUUCUGGUCCUCAUCCCUUUUCCAGUUUAGCUAUUGUGCACCAAUGAUUGACAAGACCACGAGGCUGAGCUCGCCCAGGAGAUUUUUCUAUAAAUGGCUUAAAACCCGGGGCUAGACUAUUUGCUCCGAUAUAAGGGGGACAAUUCCCUUCUUGUUUUCUGCUGGUGAACCCUGGCUUUGUAGGGCGAACCUAGAAUUUAAUCAAACUGCCCUAAGCUAGCGUUGGAGGGCGAAAAGAGCUGCGUCCUCCUGAAGGGUUGAAAGUGAAGGGCGGCCCAGGACGCUCUGCUCUGGGGCUGGUGCCCGGGGGCUCGAUCCUCUUCCUGUGUGCGUGGGUACCUGAGCCAAGUACUCGGCGUGAUGGACUGCAAUAACGGAUGCUCCCCAGAAUGUACCGGAGAAGCGGGAUCAAAAGAAACGGUGGGGACUUUCAAGGCUAAAGAUCUAAUAAUCACACCAGCCACCAUUUUAAAGGAAAAACCAGACCCGACGACUCUGGUUUUUGGAACUGUUUUCACGGAUCACAUGUUGACAGUGGAGUGGUCCUCAGAGUUUGGAUGGGAGAAACCUCAUAUCAAGCCUCUUCAAAACCUGUCAUUGCAUCCUGGCUCAUCGGCUCUCCACUAUGCAGUGGAAUUAUUCGAAGGAUUGAAGGCAUUUCGAGGAGUAGAUAAUAAAAUUCGACUCUUUCGGCCAAACCUCAACCUGGAUAGAAUGUACCGAUCUGCUGUGAGGGCCACUUUGCCGGUGUUUGACAAGGAAGAGCUUUUAGAGUGCAUUCAACAGCUCGUGAAACUGGAUCAAGAAUGGGUCCCACAUUCAACAACUGCUAGUCUCUAUAUUCGUCCAACAUUUAUUGGAACUGAGCCUUCCCUUGGAGUCAAGAAGCCUACCAAAGCCAUGCUCUUUGUAAUCUUGAGCCCAGUGGGACCUUAUUUUUCAAGUGGAACCUUUAAGCCUGUGUCCCUGUGGGCCAAUCCAAAGUUUGUCAGAGCCUGGAAAGGUGGGACUGGGGACUGCAAGAUGGGAGGGAAUUAUGGGUCAUCUCUUUUUGCCCAAUGUGAAGCAGUGGAAAAUGGCUGUCAGCAGGUUCUGUGGCUGUAUGGAGAAGAUAAUCAGAUAACUGAAGUUGGAACUAUGAAUCUUUUUCUUUACUGGAUAAAUGAAGAAGGAGAAGAAGAACUGGCAACUCCUCCACUAGAUGGCAUCAUUCUUCCAGGAGUGACGAGGCAGAGCAUUCUGGACCUGGCACGCAAGUGGGGUGAAUUUAAGGUGUCAGAGAGAUACCUCACCAUGGAUGAUUUGAGAGCAGCCCUGGAGGAGAACCGAGUGAGGGAGAUGUUUGGCUCGGGCACAGCCUGCGUUGUUUGCCCAGUUUCUGAUAUACUCUACAAGGGUGAGACUGUACACAUCCCAACUAUGGAGAAUGGUCCUAAGCUUGCAAGCCGGAUCUUGGACAAAUUGACUGAUAUUCAGUACGGAAGAGAAGAGAGCGACUGGACAAUCAUAGUAUCCUGAUGGGAAAAUACGGGAUAUCAUUUGACUGUUUGAGACAGACCGUCGCAGUUGAAUUACAAUAGAUUUCUUUGGCUACCUGUUUUUAGUUGUGCCUAGUGUAGUUUGUAUUAUCAGUUAUUACUAGGGUGAUUGUUUCCUCAUGCCAGAGAAAAUGAAUUGAGAUCAUCAAGUGGUAUUUUGCAAACUCGGCGUUAAAAGCUUACUUCACCUUCUCUUCAAAAGAUGAUAAUGGAAGCCAUACAGCAUAGACUUUUCCUCAAUAAUCUUAGUGCCUCCCUUAAUACUUUACUCAGAUACAAAAAUAUUUUAUUCCUUAGCAUAAGUUAUGUUCAACCAAAUGAGUUUCUUUGUGUUUAAAAACUGAUCUGAGUAAAUUUCAUAGGUAAUGUUUCCUGCGACAUUAUCUUCAUCUUCAGAAAAUUGUUUUGUGUGUUUUUUUUUUUUAAAUAAUCAAGAGCUUGAAAAACUGGUAUUUCUCCCUUCACAUUUUUCUUUGCAGUCCCCCUAAAUCCAUCUUAAAGAGUAAAUCUUCUUUCUUUUUGAUGUCACAGCCUCCUCUAGGCUCUCCUUGUGCAUCAGCAGGACCUGUGCACAUUUCCACCGCUGUCCUCUUCACAUUGUAUUGUAAGUGGCUGUUUGUCAGGCUCCAACACAAGACUGAGGCUCUUGUGCCUUUGAGAUCUUUGUAUCCCACUGCCUGGCACGUAAUAGGUACUCAUUAAAUAAUGAAUGAAUGAACAUUUAGCUUCUAUAGAAGUGUACCUUCUUUGUUUCUAUAUUAUGAAACCUCUUUACUAGAAUUUGUGGUUGAUUCUGACAUUGUGUACAUUUACCUCAUGUUGUCUUCAUUUUCCAGAGACUGCUAAGUCAUUAGAGAUACUCAGAGACAUAGUUUGUUGGAGGGAUUAUUUUGUGUUUGAAGACUGCCUUGGAAUUGAAAUAGCAGCUCUAGAGAGGUCGUGAUGUCAUAUCAACCAAAUGGAAAUGACCUUUGUGAAGUGUUAAAUACAUAUAUGUUAAGUGUUAAGUACAAAAUAAAUAAUCAUAUUUAGCUUUUUGGUAGAAAGAGCAGUAUACUUUGGUAUACCUCAUUUCUGUUGAGUGGGGAUUGGAGGAGCACAUGGUUAGGGUACAAGGAGAGUGAUUCUGGUUGAUCUUUUCCUCAUUUAGGAGCUGUGAGUUAGAACUGAAUCCUGGUUUAUUUAGGGGAAAGUCAGUCAAACCUUGCUAAAAAACAUUUACCCUUGGAAGGUCAACUCUCAGACAUUAUAUUUUGGUUUCCCUCAGUUCUAACUUUCAUCUUGCUGAUCAUAUUUCAUUCUCUUUUCAGAGCAAGGGGGAAAAAAGACAUUCUAAAAGUUUGAUGUGUUAGAAAAAUUUCCUUAAGGCAUUUAGCAGCACACAGCAAAUGGGGCUUUGAUUCUUUUCCAAGACUUUUGGCCAUAGGGUCCUUUUAGAUAGGAAUGGUAAAAUGAAAAUUAGGGAAGUAUAUAAGAUGAAAAGGAAUAGUAAAAAUAUCUUUUAGGGGUCUUUUAAUUGGUGAUCUGAAGUCUUGGAAGUCUGUUCUUUUCAGGCCUCAGGUACUUUCACUGUCCUCGACACACUUCACCAAGUAGUAUUCGAAGGGUAUGCAUCUGCCUUGGCUAAAUCCUGUGACCUCGUUUCUAAAACAGUAGUCUAGAAAAGAGGUACAGGUAAUUCCAACCUGUCAAGUAGCAUUUAAUAACUAGACCUACAUUUCUAUGAGAAAUGGAAGUCAUUUGUUUGCCAUAAAUACAUUUCAUACUUUGCAUCUCUAAAUUUAGUAUGGCAACACAUGUCCGUUGUAAAAGUUAGAGAACAAUAUGUCUUGACAUUAUGUCUCUAGGAUUUCUUUCAUCAGACCUUAAGAGCAUUUUAAGCCCUUUCUACCAGAUGGAGUGAAAGCUAAGGAUACACAUUUUUAAAAAACUGGAGGUCUCCUAAAACCGAGAGCACAAUCUGCCAUUCUCUUAAGUAAUAAGACAGAAAAUUGACCUUGACACUAACUUGUUAAAUAGAUUUAAAAGGAACAUCUGCACAUCUUUUUUCCUUGUGCACUAUUUGUUUAAUUGCAGUGGAUUAAUACAGCAGAGUGAUACAUUAUAACUAGGCAAUUAUCCAUUCUUCAGGACUUAGUUAUCCUAACACUAAUUGAUCAUUUAUGGUGUAAGAUAGUCUAGCAUUAGGAACAUGUGAGGCUAAUCUGCUCAAAAAGAUCAACAAAUUAAUAUUGUUGCUGAUAUUUGCAUAAUUGGCUGCAAUUAUUUAAUGUUUAAUUGGGUUGAUCAAAUGAGAUUCAACAAUUCACAUGUGCAUGAGUAUAAACAGAACUGGUGGCACUUAGAAUGAUAAUGAUUAACUUAUUUUGCAUGUUCUCUUCCUCCCACUUUUUUUCAGUUUUUACAUUUCAGACCAAGUUUAUCAGCUUUUUCCUAAACACAUUGGUAGACCAGGAUUUUUAAAUGAAGUUUUCAGACAUAAACAUAACUUGGGCAUUUUUUAAAGAUAUUUGCUAUUAGAAUUUUUUUUUUUUGGUCUCAGUCAUUUAUUAAGGAUUCAAAUUAUAAUACCUCAAAAGAAGCCUCAACUGCAGGGGUGUGUCCCAUUCUCUGAAGGACCUGCAGCUGGUAGGAAUGAAAUAAACUAACAAUACCUGUUUUAACCUUUGCUUUCAAAUGUACAAAAGAAAAGUAAAAGAGUAAGAGAAAUAAGAGAAUAAGAAAAGUUGUUAGGGAAUCAUGUUAUUUUCUCUCUUGUAAACACCCUCUAUUCUUUUCUCAAAAUACUGCCCUAAGGGGAAAAAAUGACAGAAGACAGCAGCUAGAAAGCACAGCGCAGCACCACUUACAGGACACACAGCGGCGGCACUUCUCAAGUUUGGGAACGCCUACGUGAGGUGCCCUAGGAUCUGGUUUAUUGCUUGAUGUCAUUGUACCUAAACGAGCGGUCUUGCUUCCCUCAAAUCAGCACUCUUGAACACUUGAGGCAGUUAAUGAGUAGAUCUUGGUCAAAAGAGAUGUAGGAGCCUCUUACCAAAGCGGUAGAUUGAGCUCCAUGUUAGACGGUUUGUGCUAUAAAAUCAGCUGCCAGAAUACGCUUAUGUAUUCUCCCCAUUCCCACUCAGUGCUCAGUGACUGAAUUCUUUUUUCUUAAAAAGUUCCUUUUUAGGAGUAGAUGUUCGAUUGACCAUUACAGAUGGGAAAAAUAUAUUUUAGGCAGAAAAUGACAAUACUUGUUCACUUGUUAUUUAUAUUUUCUAAAAUAUUUUGGGCAAUCAAUAUUCAUCAGACGGACUAAAGCAAAGGGCAUAGACAGGGGUCAGAGAGGACAUUGUAAGGCUCACUAAUUUCAUCUUCUGAUGCUAAAUGUGAUCAAGAAUUAUUCCUUAUAAUGUGGAUUUCUUAUGUGGAUAUGCAGAAACUUAAGUUAUAAAUAGUAAUGCUCACAAGUAAUUUGAGUGGGCAUUUCAUAACAUCUGUCACUUUGUUUUUUCACAAGUAGAAUUUGUUCACCUAUUUUCCAGAUACCUUCCCUUGGAAGAGACAGGGAGUACCAGCUUUUCAAUAAGCAUUUUGAAAGUUGUCUGUUGACAAAGAUCAUAGAGAUUAUAGUUAAUUUGGUCAGUUCAUUUGAUAAAUGUUGAUUGAGUACCCACAAAUUUGCAUCUAACACAGCUAGUGGUAGAGAUUAGGAGUUAGUUUUAGAAAAUAAAUAGUUUGUAGACAUUAUCCUCAUGGAGUUUAUACUCUACUACUUAAAGUUUUAGAUAAAAAGGUAUAUUUAAUGUAGUUAGAUAAUAGGAGAUAAUGGCCAGAACACAUCUCUUAUCAAGAAAUCAUAGUGAACAUUUCCAUCUCAGUUUUAAAGGAAAUUUGUCUCUUUUUUCAUUCCUUUCUUCUGGUGCAAACCUCCGGUAGGAUUACUACUUAGGGGUUAUUCAGCCACUGUCUAUGUGGUGUGAUUCCCUGUCGGUUUACUGCGUAUUGCCAACCUGCCUAGUACACUUGGUAACUACAUUCUCGGGAGCAAUGUUAAAUUGUCAUGGCUCAUCUAACAAUAGAUUGUCUCAAAUUACAGCAUCCUUGCUGAUCUUAAACUCAAAGCCAGAUAUUAUUGAAAUAAAAUGUUCCUAGAAUGAAUUUUUCUGGAAAAUGUCUAUUAUGAAUCAAACUGUUUAGAGCAUUAGCUUGAAAAUGCUGGAUCCAGCGACUCAGAAAAUCACAAGUAGAAGACUAAUAUAACAACGACUUUUCCUGGUCUGAGGUUUUCAAGAAAGUCCAUUUAAAGUAUUGCAAAGACAAUUGUAUUCUUCAUGGUCAAAACACACUUUAAAAAAUUCAGAGGGAGAAGAAAGUGAUUUUUCAUCUUCAGUGUCCAGACCAUAUGAAAAGGCUUCCCAGACAUUAAUUUGGGGAGCUUGAUUUAAAAAAACACAUCAACAUGAUACAACAGUGUUUGUGGGUAAAUAAUUCUGUGGGAUCAGAUAAAAGUACACAUAUUUACUUUAGUGAAUGAUUUGCAUGAAUGAUUCGAAUGUGAAUGAUGAAGGCAUGAAAUUCAGUAUUAGAAAAUGAAGCGGUCUUUAAAAUCUGCUGGAUACAAUUGAAGUCUUAAGUAAGUCGUAUUCUACCUGGAAGUGUAUUUUUCAUACCUCUGUAGGCCCUAGAGUAAGGCUUAAAACUUAAGUUACAUAAUGUUCCAACUUACAGAAUCCGCUAUUGGGACAUAAGAAUUAACUAUAAGCUGUGGUAUGAGAAUGAAUUAAAAUAUAGUUUCGAUGGCAAAUUUCUCUGCACAUCCACUGUCAUAAUGGCUAGGUUCCUAUUAUUACAUUAUUAAUUAGGUUCCAUUAUUAAAUUAUGGGGCAAGAAACUUUUAAUUAGAGAAGAUGUCUGAUGAGGAACAACUGAAGAAGGUAGAGGAAAAAAGUCAAACUUGCUUUUGUGUUGUCCAGAGGAGCCUUGUCCUUAGCCAGCCAGCCACAGGGAUCUUUAGCUUUCAGCAUAGAUGCCAAAUACAAAUAGUGCCAACCAAGUAGGAAGUGGCUAAGUGUAGGGGCCAGUUCCUCAGGUAUUAGAAUUAGGCCAUGAUCUUGAAAUAAUAAUCUGACGGUCAUGUUAUAUGGAAACCACUUUACUACAGAUUUAGAGAAGACUGUAUUUUAUAAGUGCAUACUCGGUAAGAUCUAUUGUGUCAUUUGUUCAACCACUUAAGAUUUGUGAAGCUUCUUGAGGUUGAAGAAAUCAGUGACAAGGAGUAGAUUGUGACCUUUGCGCACGCGUGCGCGCGCACACACACACACACACACACACACACAAGGCUUAGAAAUAGUUUACCACCAGCCCCUUUUCCUUGGUGAAGGCUAACUGAGUUAGAAAUUCGUUGAAUAUCCCAAUUUAGUUUUUAACUAAAAUGUGCAACAUGCUGCAAUUUCCCCAGGUUAAUGUCACAGUGGUCAUUCUCCGGUUUAACAAAGGAAUACAAAUGUCUGCCUCAAUUUUUGUGUCAUUGAUAAGUUUCUGAAGAGUGCAGGCAUUUUCUCAAGAGUAUGACUGUAAGUAGAUUUUGAAUGAAGUCUUAAAAAUAAGCUAGCUAAUCUAGAUGCAUCUGUAACUUCUACAGAUGUUUCCCUUGUGACUUAUGAGAAUGAAUGAUUCUAAAAUAGACUCAAAUGGCCAAUAAACAGAGCCUAAGCCAACGUGCUCAAGAGUUUGCUCUUACUUAAUAACAGUGGCUGAAAGGAAAUAAGUAGUUUGAGGAAGUCGUUUUUAAAUCAGAGUUUAUAGAUAGAAACAGGAGAAUAUCAGCUUAACUCUGGAAUUUGUAGAAUAUGUUCUUUUAUAUCUAAACCUAAUUGCAGUGAUAAAGCCCAGCCACUGAUUGUCUCAAAUUUCUCUAGUUGUGUAGUCAUUCUUGAAAUCCUCUUUAAGAAAAAUCAAGUGGAAACAAACACUUUGUAAAUAAGGCUUGGCUUUCAUGAAAAAAUUGUUUAAAGGUUACAUUAAAGGAUUUAAACUCACUGAAAGUGUAAUAGAAAUGUGGAGAGUAAUGUGGGUAAGGGAAACUACCUCAUUCUUUGAAGGUUUUGUGGAAGCACAAUUAAACAUCCUAAAAUGGCUUUGUCACAUAUGAACCAUCUGGUGUGAAAGAACUCUAUAUUUGUAAUGUCUCAAGGACCUGGAAUAAUUGUAUUUUGCUGGCAAUAGACACAUUCUUUAUUGUUUGCUGGUUUCUCAUGAAAUCUUUAAUUACGCACUUGUUCCUGUCGUCAAUAAAGCAACCUAAAGGAA
This is a messenger RNA of Suricata suricatta (meerkat), 7937 nucleotides long. RefSeq names its product branched chain amino acid transaminase 1 (gene BCAT1). Gene Ontology annotation, molecular function: branched-chain-amino-acid:2-oxoglutarate transaminase activity. Gene Ontology annotation, cellular component: mitochondrion. The coding region runs from base 469 to 1626 and encodes 385 amino acids. The record is from RefSeq and is a predicted model, not a curated record. Gene Ontology annotation, biological process: L-valine biosynthetic process; L-leucine biosynthetic process. The transcript is spliced from 11 exons. Lineage: Eukaryota; Metazoa; Chordata; Mammalia; Carnivora; Herpestidae.